Molecule: messenger RNA, 1175 nt
Organism: Aethina tumida (small hive beetle)
Lineage: Eukaryota; Metazoa; Arthropoda; Insecta; Coleoptera; Nitidulidae
Gene: mTerf3
Product: transcription termination factor 3, mitochondrial
Exons: 3
Coding region: 98-1159 (353 amino acids)
Biological process (GO): regulation of DNA-templated transcription; mitochondrial ribosome assembly
Cellular component (GO): mitochondrion
Molecular function (GO): double-stranded DNA binding
Source: RefSeq, a predicted model, not a curated record
UGCUGCUUUUGCUGUGUUCAGGUGAUGUCCAUCUCAUUAAUUGUUUCAUAUUAAAUAUUGUAUGUCGAACUAAAUACAAAAUUUGUUCACUAAUGUAAUGAAAAUGUUAUCAAAAGUCAGAAUUAUAUACAGAAUUCCAGUAUCUUCAAGAACGUUAUUUAUAAACAAUACGUUGCAUUCGCAAGAGAAUUCACUUACUAAGAAGACGGAUGGCAUUGACAAUUUGCAAGAAAAACAAUAUAAUAACAUUUUAGAAGAUUAUGACCCGAAUAAUGUAAUAUAUACAAAGCCGGAUGAAGAUUUAAAUGAUAUUGCUCCAUACUUAAAACCUUCCUUCAACUUUGCAGCAUAUAUAAAUAAAUCAGAAACACUAAAACAAUUGGUAACCAUAGGAGUAAAUUUGCAUAAAAUUGAAAAAAAUCCAGAAGCAGUGAAUCUUAUAUUGUCUCUAAAUUUUGAAAAUGAUGUCAAAAAGUACAUUUCAUUUUUUGAAGAACUAGGAUUGAUUCAAGAAGAAAUAGCUUAUAUUUUAACAAGAAAUCCACUAAUUCUUAAAGAAGAUCCUGAAUCACUCAAAAUUCGUAUAAAUUACUUAAUGUGUAAAAAAUUUAAUCAAGAAAUGAUAUUAAGCAUAAUACAAAGGAAUCCUUUCUGGUUAUCAUACAGCACACAGGAUGUGGAUAAAAGGUUAGGAUUCUUCCAAAAACGAUUUAAUUUAAGUGGAGAUGAUGUUCGUAUCUUAACUGUUAAAAAUCCCAAAUUAAUUACAUAUGACCAGAGCAAAAUUAAAUUGAAUACUUUCACAUUGAUGGAAGAAAUGGGUUUUGAAUUAACUGAUGUAAAACAAUUAUUACUAGAUGUUCCAAAGUUAUUUAUGAAGGAUCAAAGAUGUGUAUUAAAGACAUUUGAAUAUCUGGUGAAUGAAAUGUCCAUUGAACCUAAACAAAUAAUUCAAGAUCCUGGAAUUUUAUUGUGUAGAUUUAACCGUCUCAGACAACGUCACAGAUUUUUACAGAAACUAGGACGAGACCAAUUUAACCCUUUAAAACCAAACUAUGUUAGUUUAAAUAGUCUGGUACAUGCGACAGAUUCAGAAUUUAGCACUGAUAUAGCAAAAUCUUCUAUUCAAAUAUUUAACAUGUUUCUUAAAUCAAUAUAGAUAUAUUUGAAAAAUA